Molecule: messenger RNA, 7675 nt
Organism: Amoebophrya sp. A25
Lineage: Eukaryota; Dinophyceae; Syndiniales; Amoebophryaceae
Source: the annotation of a GenBank genome assembly
CUAGAACUUGAAAGUCGGCAUUGUUGAUCACUUCCGAGCACUAAUUGAGAUGUUUCACUACUUCUGUUUCUAAAAGAAGAAACGUGAAAAGUCAACAUUGGAACUUGAGGUAACAGUAUUUCCUGAUUAAAGAACCACAAACUUUUCAAACUUCUUAACAUAAAAUGCAGAAGCUCUCUUCGUCUUCGGAAGCGCCGCCGCUUCCGGUUGCUGCCUACGUCCCUCUCCUUAUCAUCCUGGCCUUCGUCUUCGGGCCCUGGUCAGACACUUUAGAAAUUCCAAAGGCAAAGCCUUUCUACCGAGUAGAAUGCCUAGCCCCCUUCGAAUCGCUCUGCUCGCGGUCGAGGGCGAGUGUAUUUCUUUUCGAGAACGAAUUUGAUCAUGGUUUACCUUCCGACGAUUUAUUUGACUCAUCCGUUUAUGAAAUGAAAAAGUGCACUCACACUCACGAAAUUGGCUAGGAUUUCAGUAGGAAAAUAGCCACUUUUUCUGAGUGUGAGUGCACUUUUUUCUUUCAUGCCGUUUGAUGUUUAUAUAUAGAUACAUUGCUGCAUGCUCAUUCAUUCUUCUAUUUGAAUCAUCCUCAGGUAUACGAACUAUUAGCCGACCAAGAACUUUACGAGAGAGGAGAGCAAAUGCCGCUUUUGGACGCGUUCAAGCGAUACGUGCCAAUAGUAGUCGAGAGGCCGUUUCAAGCGCCGCGUAAUACGAAUGAGGCAAAAGCAUGGAUCGACGUUUUUCGGGUCGAAGUUUUGGAAGCUUUCCUGCAGAAGCUGCUUAGCUUUUACAAGAAGGACAUGCAGGACAGGUAGACUCUCCUAGGCCACUGAUGCAUCCGUUCACCCGAGGACUAUAGUCAAGUCAGCGAUGGUGUUGGUGUUUCAUGAAAACGAAGCCUUGUUUCGCAAAUUCAUCACCCCAAGAACCUCAACCUCCUCCACACAAACAGCAUGACCUACGCCAAUUCGCUUGCGCAUGCUUAUCUUAGUGGGGACUUGGUUGAUUGCUGCGAACGAAGACGCCCUCGUGAAAUACCACCCACGGAGAGCUUUCGCGCCUUCGGGUUGUCACCGUUUCAGAACUGCCAUGAGCACGUUUGCCCAGUCAGAUACUGGUGGAAACACUGCAACGAUACGGAUAUUGGCGCCUUAUGGGAGUUUGUGUCUAGUGAUGCUGGAGAGUAGCCCUUCAUCCUUGUCUUCCUGAAGCUGUAGACGUCAAAACCUAACGGAACCUGUGCCAUCCUCUAACUACCGAUCCAAAAAAACCCGCAAAAGAGGGCGCCGAUGGAGAUGGGAGGCAAGAAAUCAUUUACAACGAGGAGACCGAGAAGUGGGAGACGCGUGUUAUGACUGUGUGUCUUCAAGAAACCAGCUGAACAGCACUAAAAUGUAGUACUUCUACGUUGUUUUUCACUGUUCUCAUUCUCUCUGCUUCAACGCUUUUCAAGCGACUUCAAAAAUGUCUGUGUCACUCCUUGAAUCCACCUGAAUGGUGCCACCCUUAUGAUCUGUAGUCGCGCACAAUCUUCUGUAACUCUACAUUAUAGUCUCAAAAAUCUCAAGAAUUCGUUCUACUAGGUCAUCUCUCUUCACAUUCAUAUCUAUCAAGAUUUCUCUUCUUCUAAUAACAACGCCAUCCGUGACCCCCCUGCUGGCUCAGAAUCUCACGACCAUGGUCCCCAAGUUGAGCCGGUUCCGAAACUAGACCAGCGCCUUCGGCCAACCAGAGCCGAGGGAGAACAGGACGCUCCUAGUAUCAAUGGAUUUAGAACCAUCUUCGAGGCCUUGUAGUUACAACAUACAAAAGACUUUUUCAUCUUGUUUCCUUCAUCAGAGUAUUAAGCAUGACUCUUCUAAUACCACAGGUGGCAGGUUGUUUAUCGUACCGCAGUCGUUCUACGCAGAUUCCGAAACUGUAGCAGAUGCCGCACGACUAGCAAGAGGCGCUCCAACGCUAGGGAAUUCGUAUAAUGGCGACCGUUGCUUGCCGACAGGGAUUCAACUCUUAGACGAGUACUUUUACACGGACGACGAACUGACUAACUCGACAUUCCCUGACUCUGGUGCACAAGUUAAGGCACGACGCACUCAUUAUACUAUCUAUGUGGCACUUUCCUCCAACGUUUCUGCAUCUUUGAAGUAGUUGCCUACUAUUGGUAUUCCUAACUGGUGCAGUUCCUUCCUUAGUCGUUUGCUCGCGUUGAUGGGCGAGAAACGGGCUAAGGCACGACUCACUCACUAUACUAUAGACGUCUCUAUAGAUUACAAUUGUUUAUCCUGUGUUUCAAGAUGAAGAUCGGGCUCUGCGAGUUCCUUUGUUUAAUGAAAUGUCAUGUCUUUGGUCUUCCUCGGUUCAUCAACAUAUUACAACUGCCACAAUUAUAAGUAUGUAGAUGAUGCAGAUGCACCAAGGGGAUUUAAACAGGACUUUAAGUAUUUCCAGUUUAACUCUCUAAUUCCAGCUUAGUGUCAGUCCUUUUCAUCCUCUCCGUCGUCCCUUCCCCCUCGUCUCCUCCUCCCACUCCCCCACCACCCCUUCUAAUCACCGUAGGCUAAGAAAACCGCAACCGCUACAACAGUGGAGUCUGAAGCUGGAAGAAACGCUCCUCGAAUGGGACAAGCUUGCCCAAGACCUGGCACCUUCGACUUCGGCGACGCAGCGUUUCUUAAGGCGAGACAGCACUCACUAACACUAUCUACCGUGAGGUAUAAUUCUGACUGGCUUCUUGCCCCUUGAUUUGAAGGGGAAUCCAACGAGAAAGAAACCACCUCAACACGACUGAGCCACAGAUUGAUAGUGAGCGUCUAGCGUUAAUCUCCCGCGAGAUAACGGGAGAAUACUUCGGUCCAGAGCAAUUUGGGCCGCUCAACGAUCGUCGCACCACAAGACAGCUGAGGAAAAUUUUAUGGAGCGUGGUAGGUGAUGUUAGUGAAGAUAUAUUUAUAUUGUAACUAAUAUUUCAGAGCACUUUAUAGCGCGCAGGGUACAUUGAGUAGCAUGGAGGGCAUGGAGCGCAGACCCCUAAGGGACGCAAGAAGCGUCUCCGUUAGCUCCAUGCAACUCCAUGCGACCCAUGCACUCCACGCCAUGCGACCUGCCAAAUCUUAUAGAUUGUUCUGCACAUUUCUUUCUUCAUGUUCAUACAGGAGCUGGUGUAUCUGCAUCUUCUAAUUAGAAGAGUUCGACACACGAUUCUUCAUUAUCAUCGGGUUUCUGAAUCCUACUUCAUAAUAUCUGAAUCCUACUUACUAAUAUCUGACUUACUAAUAUUUCUGCAUCCUACUUCAAGUUCAUAUUGAUAAAAAGAUAACAUUAAGAUCAAGUCAUCUGAGACCUUCUUCUAACAAUUGCAGAAGUCGUCGGAAACCGGGCUGCAACCCUAGAAGAGUUCUCUUCCAACUCGUCCAUUAUGGGGAAACCAGAUUUCUGAAGAAUCGAUUUUGAUUUUAAGGCCACAAGACGAAGAACUUGUUCGUUGUAAUAUUCGAAUUUAUUCGUGGUCAGUGUUUCUCCUGUUUCAUCAUCUUCAUCGAGCCAAACGAUAAGAAAAAACCUUGUGCAAGAACUUUGGAUGAGUAGGAUCGCAACCGUCAAAUAGGAUGCUCUCACUGGCUGGAUGGUGCAAACAUGAAAUUAUAACAGAGUAGUUUAUAGCACGCAUGGCGCAUGGAGUAGCAUGGAGUGCAUGGAGCGCAGAGCUUUAAGGGGCGCAAGAAGCUCCCCCUUUAGCUCCAUGCUACUCCAUGUGAUCCAUGCACUCCAGGCCAUGCGAGCUGUGAAACCUUAUAAAUUGCUCUGUUAUAAACAUAAUGAAUUUUUAUAGCUCUAAUUGAUUCUGGAUGUGAUGUCACCGAACAUAAUGGUCGUGCUGGAUUUUGGUCUCGGUGGCCUCAUCUCAAUUUUCCAUCCUUUCUGUCUCUUCAAGGGGAGCAGAGGGGGCGUCAAAGAACGUAAAGGACGGUUUCUUCUAGAACAAGUGGGAACUCUACUUCCUCCUAGGUGGAUUGCUCGUGGGCGACACUUCCUGAUAGGUGUGGUCUGGUGGAGGGUUCUUCUAGUGGAGGCGUUCUAGGAGGCCUGGUGAGUAUCCCCCGUUCUAGGAGACCUGGUGAGGCGUUCUAGGAGACCCGUUCCCUCUGUCAUCUCGAGGUUGAUGUCUCUCUUCUUUCGAGAGGCAACAAGCUUUUAGCAGGUAUGACAGGACACUCACAACAGCACACUCACACCCUAACACAGCUUCAACAGGAGGUAUGACGUGUAUCAGAGAUUUGUUGAGCAUAAUGAAUCUUCAAUAAAUGACAGAGCCAGCUAGACUGACUCUCCACAUCUGACUAAUAUUUUUUCAAAGAAGAUGAGUACUAGAAGAGUGUGAGCAUUUACUGCUCAAUGGAACAAGUAUGGGGAAUCACUUAGCUUCCGAUGGUCAUGGUGAGUUUUUUCUUCUUAUCUUCUUUCUUUUCUCGCCGGCGUUGGUUUCUCAUAAUAUUUUUCGCUAGUAUAAUUGUACUCGUCAUAGUCCUCAUAGUGCCCUCUAAUUCCCGCAGUGGAUCUGCGACGUCGAGUGGUGACACGAAGAAGAUACCGGAGACCGUUAGCAAGGCAUUGAUGGAGAAUUUAUUGAAAACUAUUGCAGACGACGAUGACCUUUUAGGGACCCCUGAGAAUGCAAAGGACACGUUUCCGGUAGCUUCUGGGUCAAGAGCAUACACUUAUGGACUUUUUUUCAACAUCCAUGAUAUGCAACAGGAACAGGAUGCAUUGAGAUAACAACAUUAUAUAGAUACAUUGAGAUAACAACACUAUAUUGAGAAAACAACCGGUUCGCUUUUACCUCUAGCGUGUAGCCCUUCCAACAACAAACUACUUAAGUAGAUACUUACCUUGUCAUUGAGAUUGAGAUAAGUAAGUGAUUAUAAAACAAGAAAGAUUAUACAGAACAUUCACAUUGACAUCAUAAAAGAUAAAAGUAAAACAAGAUUUCCGACUACAGAUGACAGGCCUCUAACAGAUUCUCCGCAAAGAAAACAAGACCAGCAAUGCUUCAAAUGUUACAGUGAAAGUAGAUCCAGAUAGCCGUUUCGUUAGUCGCGUAGUCGAGCCAGCUGGAUUUGACGAACACGGUUUUCCUCAGGUAACGAUACGCGAAUUCCCUGUAGUCCCAUCAGCUGACGGCACGGGGUUCGUUCCCGAGCACGACCCGGAUGGAGGGGAAUUUUGGGCCAUCGUUCCUGAUGAAGACAAUAAUACUGAAGGUAAGGCUAGUCAGUGAAACAAGUCACUCACACUUGCUCUGGUAUCUACUGUAGAAUAUGCUGAGUGAGUCUGAGUUCUCUUUAGAACCUCCAUUGAAGCAGUACUAUAGUGUAUACUGAUUUCUUAUUUAAGCAGAAGUUACGGGCGGCAGAGAAAACAAGGGUGGAACCCACUCAAGGGCAACCACGGAGAGUGUGACUGUUUGACUGGCGCUAAGAAAGGGAGUAAUAAAGAGGGCGCAACUGCAACGAGACUGAACUCAUCUUCGUCAAGUUUAAAGACGAGCUCAAAGACUUCUGGGGAAGUAGAGGAUGGUGGCGGAACAGGUAGUCGUGCUCUAGCUACUACGUCAUUAUAUGGAGAUGAAGUGCUAGAGAAAGAAUCGCGGACUGGAAUCUUCACAUGCGGGGAGGAUGAAGUGGUAUUAUGUUCCCCGCUAGUAACCGCAAGUAUAGCAGUAAUACAGCAUAGGUUUUAGAAGCAGUAGAUGAAGAUGAAGCAAAAGCUCUUGAUGAGGAACAGGUCGUGAAGAUCUAUCUGACGCAUCGCCCCCUUCAUAUCGCCUGAAGAUGACCUCACCUACAGUUACAAACUUCUUUAGUCAGUCCGCUGCUGGGGUCAAGCUGCUUCUGAAGCUUUUUCAAGGGGAAAAAGUUUACUCACUCUAAUCCUAGACACGAAUAUAGAGGUUUUCAAAAUACUUUUACUCACUCUAAUCCUAGACACGAACAUAGAGGUUUUCAAAAUACUUUUACUCACUCUAAUCCUAGACACGAAUAUAGAGGUUUUCAGAGCCUCUACGAUGGACGAAGCAAAGACGCCACCACUGCUUCGACUUUCUGUGGAAUCCUUGAGAAAGUACUCCAAAGGUCGUCGCUUGCUGGCAGAGGAGGAUAAAAUUAAGGGUGGACAAUGAACUAAGAAGUACUACAACUAUUCAACUAGAACAGAAUGGCCAUGUUGCAGCUCGAGAGAAAUUUUUUGAUAAGUAGCAUCCAUUUCACAGCAUUGAGUACAGUACCUCCGAAGAAAAGAAGAAGCGAAUAGCAAGAUUGAUGGAAGCUCGUCUUCAUUACUCUUUUUGAAAACAAAAGCGUAAGUUGUAUGAGUAUAGCCUCCUCUUCUAACCAUCGUAAAUGGACAAUGGACCUUGCAUUUGUGAACAACUUCCGAAAGCUAUACAGUGACGAAAACUACGUCUACGGUGUUGGAGACAUCGCAACCGAGUAUUUGCGAGGGUCUGUUAUGAGAGGAUGAUGAGUUGAGUACAAGUACAACCAAGUAGAUUCAGCAUUGAUCGGUCGCGUCCUCUGCGUUGACAUCGUUGAGUACUUAAUAACCGAUAAGCAAUGUUGGGUCGCGUUGAUGAUUUAGCCUCAUGUUGCUCACCUGUUGGUUAAUACAACCGGAUCAACGGAUCCAUGGAACUUCCGAAGUUGAUGUGACUUCUAACAUUGACGAAGAAAAGGAGUCAUUGAUCAAAGCGUCGAAGCGGAGGAAUCUUGUCGACCAUGACGUGAUUGCAGAUGUUAAGGCCUCUUUGUCUUAUCCACAGCCAGGAGAACGAAGGAAGCACGUCACAAGCUACAACUAAGUACGUUUUUUACAGAUUAGGUUUUUACAUUUACGAUUUAUAUCAAGAACAUGUUGAUGUUCUUAGUAGAUGAAGAAUGGAGUCAGUUUUUAGCCCUACCUCUAAAAAAAGCCUGAAGCAAUAUCUCCAAGAGAAUCCGCAAUUGGCGAAAUGAGAGGCCACGACCUGCGUACGCGUUUCUGUUGAUGACUGUUCCUGUCACAAGUUCAAGCCAGAGCAUCCUACGUCUACCGCAGACCACUAUCAAGGCAUCGAAGCAUACUGCUACCGUCUUCUGUGAUGUCUAAGGUCUACAUCACAGAAAAAAAUAGAUGAACGAUGAGCAAGUUUUUCUAGUGCGUCCAAGAACUUUAAUUUUUGAUCUGUAUGUUCGACAUUCUAAGUGUAACUUGUUUCACCUGGUGCUCUGAGCGAUGAGAUUUUAGCGCAGUUCGUUGUUGUGGUAACCAAACAUGUCAUGGGCAAGAAGAGCUCACAAGGAUUUAUUAUCACGAUAUCCAGCAAAGCUGAAUCUAAUCCGUGUCCUCAGUGAAUCGCAGUCUAGUCCUCCUCACAUCAACAUUAUUAUCAUGAUGUCCAGCAAUGUCGUGUCUCUGUCUCACUCGUGUCUCUCCACCAAAUAAAAUUAUAUAGAACAUCAACAAGUAUAAAAAACAACAAGUAAAUUAAUACCCCUUGUUGCUGGGUACAUCAUCAUCAUCAUCAUCCCCAACAAGUGAAGAAGAAGUUCUCUUUUUUUUCUAUGACGCCCUUGAGGCAGUCUGCACUGAACUCCCCCCUACGCCGGUAUCUACGCGGAAAAUACGCAGGUAGGUUCUGACUUAU